Messenger RNA from Grus americana (Whooping crane), 1796 nucleotides. RefSeq names its product potassium two pore domain channel subfamily K member 9 (gene KCNK9). Gene Ontology annotation, cellular component: membrane. The coding region runs from base 1 to 1434 and encodes 477 amino acids. Gene Ontology annotation, biological process: potassium ion transmembrane transport; stabilization of membrane potential. The transcript has 2 exons. Lineage: Eukaryota; Metazoa; Chordata; Aves; Gruiformes; Gruidae. Gene Ontology annotation, molecular function: potassium ion leak channel activity. The record is from RefSeq and is a predicted model, not a curated record.
AUGGCCCUGCGCACUGGGACGGCUUGGUUUGGGCAGGUCCUGCGCAGAGUUUCCCGGCUCCAGGGCACCUGGUCCCGGCGCUCCAGCAGCCUCCUGUGCCUCUCCUCCUCCCAGGAGCCCGAGCAGGCGGGCGGAGAGCGGCCGCCGCCGCAGCACAAGCUGCCCCGGAGCAGCGGCAGCGGCAACGGCGGCGGCGGGCGCCGCCAGCCCCCCCGGCAGCUGCCCCCCUGCUGCGGCUGCUGCGGCCUGUCGGAUCCCCGGGCGGCCAGGGGGGGACAUGGUCCCCUCACUCGCCCCUUGCUGGCGGCCAUGAAGAGGCAGAACGUGCGGACCCUGUCCCUCAUCAUCUGCACGUUCACCUACCUGCUGGUCGGGGCUGCCGUCUUUGAUGCCCUGGAGUCCGACAACGAGAUGCGGGAGGAGGAGAAACUCAAAGCCGAGGAGAUCCGGCUCAAAGGAAAGUACAACAUCACCAGCGAGGACUACCGGCAGCUGGAGUUGGUGAUCAUGCAGUCCGAGCCGCACCGGGCCGGCGUCCAGUGGAAAUUUGCCGGCUCCUUCUACUUUGCCAUCACGGUCAUCACGACCAUCGGUUAUGGACACGCUGCCCCAGGGACGGAUGCAGGAAAGGCCUUUUGCAUGUUCUAUGCGGUCCUGGGGAUCCCACUGACACUCGUCAUGUUCCAGAGCUUGGGCGAGCGCAUGAACACCUUCGUCAAGUACCUCUUGAAACGCAUCAAAAAGUGCUGUGGGAUGAGGAGCACCGAGGUCUCCAUGGAAAACAUGGUCACUGUGGGUUUCUUCUCCUGCAUGGGAACACUCUGCAUUGGAGCAGCAGCUUUUUCCCAGUACGAGGAAUGGAGCUUUUUCCAUGCUUACUAUUACUGCUUUAUAACAUUGACUACGAUAGGGUUUGGAGACUAUGUGGCCCUGCAGACCAAAGGGGCCCUUCAAAAGAAGCCUCUCUACGUGGCUUUUAGCUUUAUGUACAUUCUAGUGGGGUUGACAGUCAUUGGGGCAUUUCUAAAUCUGGUUGUUCUCAGGUUCUUAACCAUGAACAGCGAGGACGAGAGGCGGGAUGCCGAGGAACGGGCGUCCCUGGCAGGGAACCGCAACAGCAUGAUUAUCCACAUCCAAGAGGACUCCCAGCAUGGUCGGCCACGGUACAAGGCCGAAGUAACAGACCUUCAGUCAGUUUGUUCCUGCAUGUGUUACAGGUCCCACGAGUACACCAGCCGGGUGGUGUCCCACCAAAAUUCGUUCAGCUCAAAGCUGAACCCCCAGUACUUUCACUCCAUCUCUUACAAGAUAGAGGAGAUCUCGCCAAGCACAUUAAAAAACAGCCUUUUCCCAUCUCCUGUCAGCUCCAUCUCACCUGGGUUGCACAGCUUUACAGAUAACCACAGGCUGAUGAAAAGGCGAAAGUCCAUUUAAAGGGAUUUGUCUUCUUUUGCUUUCCUUGUUUUCCCCAGUUCUUCUCCGUUGUUUUGGGGUUUUUUUGGUUCCUUGAGUGAGACGGAGCGAGGCCAAAGGGAGCAGAGAAAGCCAGUCCUCCUCUGAGACUCAGCUCUUGAGCAUGAAGCAUGGAUUAUUACUGUUCCAGCAAAGUAUGCCUUACAUUACCCCCUCGGUGGAUGUCAGAGGAUUCAAGGUGACGUGAAGUGGGUACCAAAUCCAAAGUUGCACACACAGCUGGGAGCCUUCAUGUGCCACUGGCACUCCUGACCUAAUAAACUAUUUUCCUCACGAGCAGGUUGCAGCGUGCGUGCGUGCUUGUGUGCGUGGUGGGGUGUGUG